Molecule: messenger RNA, 849 nt
Organism: Gekko japonicus
Lineage: Eukaryota; Metazoa; Chordata; Lepidosauria; Squamata; Gekkonidae
Product: secreted frizzled-related protein 2-like
Exons: 4
Coding region: 1-849 (282 amino acids)
Biological process (GO): negative regulation of canonical Wnt signaling pathway; canonical Wnt signaling pathway; non-canonical Wnt signaling pathway
Molecular function (GO): Wnt-protein binding
Source: RefSeq, a predicted model, not a curated record
AUGCUCCCAGCAGCGUUUUUGCUCAUCUCUGCUCUGAGGCUGGUAGUGGGGUUCGACCUAGGGCUAUCUACAAAGUGUGUUGCUAUCCCUAAGGAAAUGAGCAUCUGCCAUGAUGUUGGUUACUCAGAAAUGAGGCUACCCAAUCUCAUGGGACACACCAGUUUGGCAGAAGCUGUUGCGAAAUCUGCUGGAUGGCAGCGUCUUGUGGGGUCUGGCUGUCAUCCUUAUGCAAGGGCUUUUCUCUGCUCUCUUUUUGCACCCGUCUGUUUGGACACUUUCAUCCAGCCUUGCCAAAGUAUAUGCGUUGCAGUUCGAGAUAGGUGUGCUCCUGUCCUGGGAUGCCAUGGAAGUCACUGGCCCAGCAGUCUGGAGUGUGAUCGAUUCCCUGCAGAUGAGGACAUAUGUCUUGGAUCCCUGAGCAAAGAACAGAAACACAUUGUCAAAGUUGUCCCAAAGCCUACCUGUCAGAUCUGUCCUGCAUUUGAGGAGUUCCUCACACAUAAGAAUGUGUUGGACCUUUUUUGCACCAAUAACUUUGCAGUGAAGGUGAAACUUUCUAGGAAACAAACUGCCUUCAGCAUUCAAGAAUAUAAUGUUGACUGCCGAGCUGAAUUGAUUACCCCCAGUUUGGUCUUGCCUUAUGAUGCUUGCAGUAUGAUUGAACAGUGGCUGCUGGUCAAUGAGGACUGUACUCAGAAGAUGACCCAUACUCACCGUCCCAUGGUGUAUCUCAUUGUGGGGACAACUGUGGAAAGUAAUGUCUUAGUGCACCAAGUGUACCGCUGGCCAAGAUGGAAUUCCCAGCUUACCCUAUCAACACAGAAGUGGAGGCAACAUAAAUGUACAUAG